AUGGCGACCAUAACAGAAACUCACCCAACUGCACCGACCACAGCAACAUUGACAACUACGAGUACUGCUUCUAUUCCACAACAAACCUCACCGGGUGCAUCGAGACCUCCACCAUCCACAUACUGGACCAUAGACGGAUUAAUACGUAGACAUGUAUCCGAAACCCCCAAAAUACCCAUGUUUGCAUACCCUAUAUCAGGGCCAGCGGAUUAUCAAGUUCAUACGGUCAACGAGGUUGAUCGAUACGUCGACGCCGCUUGUUGGUGGUAUAAAAAGCGAGGACUUGAAGCAGCAGAUCCGUCACUCGAAAAGGCACCAGUCGUCGCCCUUCUCACACCGUCAUGUUUGGACGCCAUCAUUUCAUUCUUCGCAUUAAAUAGACUUGGUUGGGCCGUCUUGUUUCUUUCCACAAGGCUUACCGCACCUGCGUACACAAGUCUAAUGGAACUCGCCGACUGUAAGACGAUAGUUGCACCGCCGAUGUACGACGGGGUGAUUGAGGAGAUGCGUCGUUCCGAGAAGAUGAUGCACCUCACACACCUACCGAGAAUCACAGACGCAAAGGACGAUUACAGAUCGGCAGCUACCGACUCAAGUAUGCCCAGGUUCUUUCGUGAAUGUGACCUGGAAAAGGAAUCGAAAAAGGUGGCGUGGAUAAUCCAUUCGUCAGGCUCGACUGGGUUUCCCAAACCAAUCUUCGUGACGAAUUUCGGGUGUCUGGCGAACUUCCAAAAGGGUCUGGGGUUUCGUUCCUUCACCGUCUCGCCGCUCUUCCACUCCCACGCGCUGAUGGAGUUUGGGAGGGCCAUCUACGCCAAACGGCCCAUAUAUUUCGGAAACCACCAACUACCCGUGACGAGACAGAACCUGCUUGCUUCUCUGAAAGUGGCGAAACCCGAAAUCAUCUGCGCCGUGCCGUACGUGCUCAAACUACUCGCGGAAAAGGAAGAGGGAAUCGUCGAACUCGCAAAGGCCAAAGUGGUCAUGUACGGAGGGAGCGCGUGUCCUGACCCUUUAGGCGACGAACUUGUCUCGAAAGGUGUCAAUCUGGCCGGCAACUACGGAGCCACCGAGACGGGGUUUAUUAUGAACUCGUUCAGACCCGAAGGUGACAACGAGUGGAACUACUUGCGUCUACAUAGGCCCGUGGCGGAUCAUGUUUUGAUGGACGAAAUCUCGCCCGGGAUAUUCGAGUGUGUGGCCCUUGAUGGUCUGCCGUCAAAGGUCACCACAAACACUACGGACCCGCCCGGUGCGUUUCGAACGAAAGAUUUGUUCGUUAGACACCCGGACCCCGAAAAGUCGAAUUACUGGAAAUACGUCAGUCGGCUGGACGAUCGGUUAACGUUGGUCAAUGGUGAAAAGGUCCUCCCGCUCCCGAUCGAGGGUCACAUCAGGAAGAGUGAGUUGAUCAACGAGGUCGCCGUCUUUGGGUUUCAGAGGACCGUGCCGGGCGUGAUUGUGUUUCGAAGUGAACACGCGGCGAUGUUGAGUGAUGAGGAGUUUGUGGACAAAAUCUGGCCUCGCAUCGAAGACGCAAACAACAACGCAGAGACUUUUUCACGCAUCCCUCGAGACCUGGUCAUUCCGAGACCGUCUGAUGAGGCGUACCCGCGUACGGACAAGGGGACAAUCAUCCGCGCACAAAUGUACGAGCAGUACAGGGACGUUAUCGACGAGGCGUACCGACAAUUCGAGGGUGGACCGUCGUCGAACGAUACCUUGCUAGCGCUAGACAUGCCUGCACUCGAGGGCUUCUUGUUGACGAAAUUCCGCACCGACUUGGCUGUCGAUCUUGAGUCUGCGGACACCGAUAUCUUCUCAGCUGGCGUGGACAGUCUACAGACGACACGAAUCUGGAACAUCAUCAAGAAGGAACUCGACCUAGGCGAAGAGGGCAACGGCGACGGGUUGUCACAAAAUGUGGUGUUUGAGUGUGGCAACGUCCGAUCUCUGGCUCAACAUUUGUACAAUUUGAGAUUAGGUAUUGAAGAGCCAGAUUCAGACUGCAACUCGGACCAUGACCGUGCCGAGAUUCAGAACAUGCAAGAUCUGAUCGACAAGUACUCGACAUUCACGCCUCACGAUGCGGCAGGUAAACCUGAGGUCAAGAACAAGACGGUCCUUCUUACAGGUGUGACUGGUGGAUUGGGAUCGAUUCUGCUUGCGAACUUGCUCAGGCGCGACGACGUGGUGAAGGUGUAUUGUCUUGUACGAGCAUCGGAUGCUGCAUCAGCGAGGUCGCGAGUGAUGAAGGCGCUCCGAGACCGGGACUUGACGCGCGACCUGCCUGGGGUAUUCGAGGACAAAAUCCACGCGUACCCUUCUGACCUCAGUUUGCCUUCUCUGGGACUCGACGGUUUGGUUCUGGAUGAAUUGUUGUCCCGACUGACGCACAUCAUCCACAGCGCGUGGGCGGUCAAUUUCAAUCUGCCUCUGUUGUCGUUCGAACCUCAACACAUUCGUGGAGUGUACAAUUUGAUCCAACACGUCGCGUUGAGAACCACACAUUCUAAACCGGCCGAGUUUUGGUUUUGUUCGAGUGUGUCGGCUGCCAGUGGUACACCCAAACCGUCCAUCAUACCCGAAAAACAAAUCACAAACCUCUCUCACGCUCAACGCAUGGGUUACGGAAGGAGUAAACUAGUGGCGGAGAGGAUAACCAAUGCCGCGGCUACGGGUAAGGCAAAUUGUGUCGCGAGAGUGUUGAGGAUAGGUCAGUUGGCAGGAGAUACGAAACGAGCCGUUUGGAAUGACACCGAGGCCAUUGCUUUGAUGAUUCGAUCCGCUUUACCUUCGAGUGCUGGUUGUCUACCAAGGUUGAGUGAAAGACCGAGUUGGUUGCCUGUUGACAAGGCAGCUGAAGUUAUUGAGGAGUUGGUGUUGAGUUCGUCCGAUGUCACUGCCAGUGAUGGUGAUGUUGUUGAUUCAGAACUUCAAGAUACAGAUCUUGUUUAUCACAUCGUCAACCCAAACACAUUCAGCUUCCAAGGUGACUUGUUACCAAUGUUACAAACCACCGAAACGAUACCGAAAUUUGAAAUUGUCGAUCCACAAACAUGGCUAGACACACUCAAAAAGAGUGAUGGUGAUGUUGAAAGAAACCCGAGCCGAAAACUAAUCGGGUAUUGGGAGGGAAAGUAUGGUGAUGGAGGAAAUUUUUCCACCUCAAAGGUCAAGUCAACAACAGUGACGGACAUGGAUGACCCAAUCCCAAAGACGGAGACAAGCAUAACAGGGAAAGACGAAAACUCUGGAUUGACAUUUGACACUACAAGGACUACUCAACAAAGUAGUGUCUUACAAGACGUAAAAGAUCCCGUCAGUGAUGGUUUGAUGAAGAGAAUUGUAGAGGUUUGGAUGAAAAAGUGGAAUGAAGAGUUACGAGAAUGAUUGAGGAAAGUACAGUGUACAUAAACACGAGAGAUACGAU
This is a messenger RNA of Exophiala oligosperma, 3433 nucleotides long. RefSeq lists its product as uncharacterized. The transcript is spliced from 2 exons. The record is from RefSeq and is a predicted model, not a curated record. Lineage: Eukaryota; Fungi; Ascomycota; Eurotiomycetes; Chaetothyriales; Herpotrichiellaceae. The coding region runs from base 1 to 3393 and encodes 1130 amino acids.